Mesorhabditis belari is the source of this 255-nucleotide messenger RNA. The record is from the annotation of a GenBank genome assembly. NCBI's taxonomy places the organism in Eukaryota, Metazoa, Nematoda, Chromadorea, Rhabditida, Rhabditidae.
AUGUCGGGCAGCAGUGAGGCAACGAAAAUUGAGGCCAACAAUGGAUCGGUUGCGACUGGCGGAAGCGAAGAUCCGGGGAAUAUCACCGAUCUGACGUUGAUGAUCCAAGGUGUUCUCCAGCAGACGCAGGAUCGUUUCCAGCAUUUGUCGGAUUCGAUCAUUAGAAGAAUAGAUGACAUGACGAAGCGAAUCGACGAUUUGGAGAAGAGCAUCACGGAUCUGAUGACACAAAAUCAAAUGGAGCAACCUCAAAUU